UCUCUCUAGAUUUCGAUUUCCUUUUGCGUUUAUUUACUUUAUUUAAUUGCUCUGCAACAUGCGUAGUAGUCUUCAACAGAUUCGCGAGGUUUAGGGUUAUAAUCAAUUGUAUUGUUUCAAAGAUGUACAAUUGUUCUUCUUUGAUUUGGUGAAACUGAUUUUAGAUGGCCGCUUCAAUUGGGUAGUUUAAUUCAAUUGGGGAUUUCUGGCCUUUUUUAUUUCAAAAAUUGGUGAAAGUUCGUCUAACAAUUUGUUUUCUGUGUGUGUGUGUGUUUUAAUUUUCCAGAUUGCAGCUUUAAAUAGCUUUUGGAGGUUGAUUUGGUUAUACUGGGAUCGAUUUCAUGGCCGGUUAUUAUGAUAUCGAUGAUAUAUUAGCAGAAGAAGAGCUCGUUCCAUCGGUAUUCCAACACGAUGCAAAUGGGGUUGGGCUUUUUGACUCGAGCGAUGAUACGGAUAAGGUGAUAGCUGGUUCAAGAGCAGAACUGCCAUUUUGGCUGGUCCGCGAGUUGUAUUUGAGACAACUUAUAUCUAUAAGGGUUCCUCCAUGUUUUGACAGAGAUUCUAAAACACGAGAAGAAAUAGGUGCUGAUGCCGCCCAUGUGGAUCUAAAGAGUCGAUGUGCAUAUUUUUAUACACUAGGGUGUAAGAUUGCACCACUCAUAGGUGACAAAACCAUAGGGCCGUUUCUUCUUGUGGCAUUUCGGACCAGAUACAGGGAAGUCUUGAUUAAGGCACAUACUCUGUCACUUUCGGUGGCUCCCAAAUACUUGAUUCUUCUUACUAACGAAGAAGCCAAACUGUAUGAAGCUGGACAAUCUUCGAUAGUUGCGUUUAAAAAGUGGCGGAUGGGUGGGCCCAGAUUCCAAAUGGCCCCUGUUCUUGGACGGAAGAGGAAACCGACUUAAAAACGGUGGUGGUAAAUGGUACAGCCUGUUCCGCUACAUGUGCAACAUUCCUUAUACUAAAUUGUGAGGUUCUCCUCAAGUUAGAUAUUAAUUUCAGUAAAUUAAAAUGAUUCGUAUACUGCACUGUGAACUUUAAGAUUGUUGUCACCUAGGUUUUUCUGUAAACUUGUAAUAAAAUCAUCAUAUGCCGGGCAGAUUUUGUACACCCCUUAAUUUUUUAUUUAUUUCUUAUGAUUU
Messenger RNA from Erythranthe guttata (spotted monkey flower), 1142 nucleotides. NCBI's taxonomy places the organism in Eukaryota, Viridiplantae, Streptophyta, Magnoliopsida, Lamiales, Phrymaceae. The record is from RefSeq and is a predicted model, not a curated record.